AAAACAUGUCAACAAACUACACGUAAAAUAUUCGCGAAGAAAUAAGCUUUCAAAAUUUUGUCAUGUUUUCGUCAUAUUGAGGCUGUAAAUUCCGGAAAGUCGAAUCGGUCACAAUUUGCGGAAUUGGGUGAAAUAAAAAGCAUGUCCCUGUACCACGCGAACGCCGGCCAGGCGGAAAUCAUCCGAACCAUUCAGAAGGAUCAGACCUACAUCGACGAAAUCCGUUCCCAGCUGAGCGACAUUCUGCUACUGCUCAGCCAGAAGAACUGGUUCAAGUAUCAGCACCUGUGCAAGCUGAUAGCGGAAGUGCUCUACCAUCACUAUGCCAUCGUGCACAAUCAGCAAACGCUCGGUGAGGAGUACACCGGUAUUAUUCAGGUGGACGCGAAUUAUGUGAUGCUUCCCAAUAAGGCGCUGCAAAUAUUUGCCAUCUUGCUGGAAUAUGGUGGGGAACACGUGGUGGACCGGAUCCUAACGCGACUACAGAUGGAGCUCGAUCGCAGCGAGGAGUUGCUACCGGAAGCGAAAGAUGGUUUUAUCAAACUGCUGGAUGGGUUAAAGUUUGUUGUUCCUUACGUGAGAGGCUUUCACACCAGCCUUUUCUACAUCUACGGGGGGAAGUAUCACAUUUCCAAGCGGCUGACUGGGAUCAAUUAUAUCCUUAUUCGAAACUGGCUCAAAGAAAAUCACUCCAUCUACGGAUUUCGUAUUCUUGGGAUCGUAACCCUGGUGCAGUUAGUUCUUUCGCUGGUUGUUAAGUUUGUUGAGCAGCGAAAGAAGGCGAAGAACAUUGCUGCAAGUAGCAGCAAAACUGUUAAACGGACGAGACUGGAAACGACAUCUACCAGCAGUGGACGAAAGUGUGCUCUUUGUAUGGAACUGGCGGUGGAUCUGAGUGCGACUCAGUGCGGACAUCUGUUCUGUUGGGUUUGCAUUCUGAACUGGUUGGACGAGCGGCAGAUUUGUCCGAUCUGCCGGGAGGCGAUCAAAAAGUCCAGAGUGAUCAGACUGAUGAAUUUUUGAGACGAGGGAUUUCGGUGCUCAAAGAAAGGUUAAAGGUGGGUAUUUAUAGUGUUUUAAUAUGUACAAAGUACUCGAAAGCUCUUCUCAAGAGUUUUGUUUUUUGUUUAAAGAGCUACAAAUUAUCCGUUGCUAGCUGAUAUCGGUAAAAUUUUGUAUGCUUAGCGAAAUAUUUACAAAAAAAGCAGUUUCCCGCCUAGGCGGGAGGGAAACCGCGAUCGUCAGGGAGAGGGGGCCUAAUAAAUUAGUAUUUUUGACGUUUAAAAA
This is a messenger RNA of Topomyia yanbarensis, 1287 nucleotides long. It is a transcript of the gene Pex10, whose product is annotated as peroxisome biogenesis factor 10. Lineage: Eukaryota; Metazoa; Arthropoda; Insecta; Diptera; Culicidae. Gene Ontology annotation, cellular component: peroxisomal membrane. The record is from RefSeq and is a predicted model, not a curated record. Bases 142 to 1023 code for a protein of 293 amino acids. The transcript has 4 exons. Gene Ontology annotation, biological process: protein import into peroxisome matrix. Gene Ontology annotation, molecular function: zinc ion binding.